Messenger RNA from Raphanus sativus (radish), 1843 nucleotides. RefSeq lists its product as uncharacterized. The record is from RefSeq and is a predicted model, not a curated record. Gene Ontology annotation, cellular component: cytoplasm; nucleus. Lineage: Eukaryota; Viridiplantae; Streptophyta; Magnoliopsida; Brassicales; Brassicaceae.
AUGGGUGUUUUUGUAAUUUCAGAAAUAUAGAAGAUUAUCCAAAAAACGUGUCAGCAUAUUCUUCAGAGUGUUCAUUAGAUUAGAGAUUAGAUCAGAUCUCUUCGUUUUUACAUUUCCAAAAUGGCGUCCUCUUGUGUUCCUCAUCUUUCUCUCUCAGGUGGUUCUCAAUCUCAUUACGUGAAUGCAAAUGGACUGUCCACCGCAAAGCUCAAUUCGAUCUGUAAAUCCUCUGCAUUGAGUAUCCAGAAGAAAUCAAACCGGACUCGCAACUUUUCAGUUUGUGCAGAGUAUGGGAGAAGGAGAGGAAGCGGUGGUGGUGGUGGUGAUUUCGUAGCUGGUUUUCUUCUUGGAGGUGCUUUGUUUGGCGCUGCCGCCUACAUCUUUGCUCCACAGAUCCGAAGAUCGAUAAUGAGUGAAGAAGAUGAGUAUGGAUUCAAGAAGCCAGAGCAACCAAGUUACUACGACGAAGGUUUGGAGAAAACAAGGGAGACUUUGAACGAGAAGAUUGGACAGCUUAACUCGGCUAUUGAUAAUGUCUCUUCGCGUUUAAGAGGUCGAGGGAAGAAGAGUUCUACCUCCCCUGUCGAAACUGAUGCAGAAGUUGAAGCUACUACUUGAAAAGAAAAGAAGAACACAAAACACUUUCGCAAAGUUGUUACUUAUUCUCUGUUUUUGUGCUCUCUGUCCUAUGUAGAGCUCUUGCAAAGUUACGAUGUUACUGUCUCUUUUGGGUUUUGUAGUGAAAUUUUAAUUUGGUUUCAUUUAAUUCAACUCAGGGAUUAGACAUAGCUUAUAAUGCAUCUUGUUUUUUUUUUUUAAAAAGAAUAUAAAAAAGAUAAACAUUGGGCGGUGGCGUUCUCGCACAUCCAAAAAUAUCCAAACAGAGAGCCCAAAGGCCAAGGGCCAAAACUCAAGAACAAAACAUAAAAGGAGAAACCUUUCAUCAGUUCCAAACACAAAGGUAGUCUAGAAAGCAAUCCUCAAAAUUCCUUUUUUUUUUCUUUUCCUCGGAAAGUUUUCGGUUUUGAUAAUUGUUGAUACGGAAAGUACAAAGACAUCUUCAAUCACCACUUUCAGGAGGUUUCUGUUUGAUGACGUGCGAGGAGAUUGUUCCUCUUGUCGUGUCAGAUGGAAGAUCAUCAUGAUAAGUCUCCUUCUCCCAAGGAUUGCUAUAAGAUUCUAGAAGUUGAUUACGACGCAACUGAGGAUUUGAUCAGACUCAAUUAUCGCAAGCUUGCUUUGAAGUGGCAUCCUGAUAAACACAAAGGCGAUACUGCAGCUAAAGAGAAAUUCAUAGAGAUAAAUGAAGCUUAUAACGUGCUGAUGGACCCCGCUGCACGUUUUGAGUACGACUUAACCGGCAUUUACGAGAUUCACAAGUACACUUUACGGGAAUAUCUCGCCAGAUAAGGAAUGAUACUCACUUGCAAUGGCCUUGGCAUCAGCCAAUCCUUAGCACCAUGGACACAUCAAUUGUCUGACACCACCAACAAACCAACAGAUUAGCAAGGAUACUCUUAUAAACCGAAAGCAGAAGUUAGAGGAGAGCUGUAAAAACUGUGGUCAAGAUUCUCAAAACACUUUCCCAUCUCGCCGGCCUUUAACACGGUGUGUUUGUCAUGUACAAAACUGAAAGCCGUAGGGCUGAAAGCAUUGAUGGACAUACUGAAAUGCUUUUAGUUAGAUGUUGUAUUGUGUUUCUUUAUCGAUAUAGAAUUAGAGAAGCGUAUAUGGUUUCUAUUCAUACAUUGGUGAUGAUGAUUCAGGUCUUGUACUAAAACUGACUGUUUUUGAGGCUUGAGACACGAAAGAGAAUAAUACAAUCAAUGGAUUGAAACUUCUA